AUGGGCCGGGUGCGGCGGGGCGGCUGCGGGCUGCUCCCGGUCCUGCUGCUGCUGCCGCUGCUCGGCGGGGCGGCGGGGCCGGGCUGCGGGGGCUCCCCCCGCCUGCUCCGCUUCUCCGGGCAGGUGCCCGAGAACAGCCCGGCGGGGACCCGGGUGCGGGGCUUGCGGGUGCCGCUGCGGAGGCUGCUGGGCCCCGGUGAGCCGGCUGGGGAGUGGGCGCUGGAAGGAGACGGCGCUUCGCGCUUCUCUGUCCAGCGGUGGCCGGGCAGCGGGCCGGGGCUGCUGCUGCUCCUCACGGCCGAGCGCCUGGACCGGGAGGCGCAGCCCGAGUACGGGCUCUGGCUGCGGCGGCGGGCGGGACGGUCCCCCCGGGAGGCGCUACUGCGGGUCCGGGUCUUGGACCGCAACGAUCACCGGCCGCGGCUGCCGCCGGCGCGGCCGCUGGAGGUGGACGAGCUGGCCCCGCUGGGCACGGAGGUGGCCCGGCUCCGCGCCUCGGACGGUGAUGAAGGCGCCAACGCGCGCCUCACCUACCGCCCCUGGCCGCCGGGCGCCGGCAGCCGCCUGCUCUUCGUGGUGCCCCGCAGCGGGCAGGUGCUGACCGUGGGCUCGCUGCUGGGGCUGCGCCGGCUCCGCCUCUGCGUGGCCGCUCUCGAUCACGGGCGGCCGCGGCCGCUGCGCAGCCCCGCGCGGUGCCUGCGCUUGGCUGUGCGCGGGCGGGGGGCGGCGGGGGGCGCGGGGCGGCAGCGGGGGCCGCGCUCGCUGCAGCCGCCGGGACCCGGAACCCGGCGCUACACGGCCCGACUGCCCCGCGGGACCAAGGUGGGCGACACCGUCUUCACCGUCCCGCGGAGCGGAGACCGGGCGACCGGCGGCUGGUUCGAGCUGGUCUCUCCCGGCAACACCCCUGUGGCCGUCGACAGGACAUCGGGGCGGCUCUACCUGCGGCGGGAGCUGAGAGCGGGCGGCCGGGCGGAGGUGCUGGUCAAGGUGCACCGCGGCGGCGAAGCAGGUAGCGGUCUGGGACGGGCGGCGGGGACGGGGUCGCUUUUCCCUGCGGGUCUGACCCCGGUGGAUUGGGAUGGCCGCGAAAGGGAUGGGUGGGGAUGA
Molecule: messenger RNA, 1110 nt
Organism: Chiroxiphia lanceolata (lance-tailed manakin)
Lineage: Eukaryota; Metazoa; Chordata; Aves; Passeriformes; Pipridae
Product: protocadherin-8-like
Exons: 1
Coding region: 1-1110 (369 amino acids)
Biological process (GO): homophilic cell-cell adhesion
Cellular component (GO): membrane
Molecular function (GO): calcium ion binding
Source: RefSeq, a predicted model, not a curated record